Dicentrarchus labrax (European seabass) is the source of this 2749-nucleotide messenger RNA. RefSeq lists its product as uncharacterized. The record is from RefSeq and is a predicted model, not a curated record. The transcript has 2 exons. NCBI's taxonomy places the organism in Eukaryota, Metazoa, Chordata, Actinopteri, Moronidae. The coding region runs from base 52 to 2280 and encodes 742 amino acids.
AUUAGCAAGGUCACGUCGACUAAGGCUGACGGUGGAACCAGUCAUAUUGCCAUGGAUAUAAUAAAAGAUCACCCAGAUUCGGGGUCUGCAUGGUUACUCCAUCAUCGCACAGCUGCCCCAGGCCACAGUUUUCAGGCUUUCUUACUGGAGACAUCCAAGAGCUGGGCACCCGCCACCAUUGUUCAACUGCAGAAAAUGCUGACAAAGAGAUGCUGCACUGCCACAACUAUAAAUAUUAUUUCCUGCUGUUUUAAAGAGGGUGAAAUAAGAUCAGCGCUGAACAUCAAGAAAAUAUCCAAACAACAGAUGGCAGAACCACAAAUAAGACAAAAAGAGAGCACACAGCGAGCCAUGGACAUUAAAGUUCCCAUGGAGCCUGAUGGACAACAGCUUUCAAAUGCUGCACUCAGUCAACAUGACAUUUUCCAAGCUGCUACUCUGCACUCUGGCAGCUCUUCACUGAAAACGUCUGAUAUAUCACAAAUAGAGAUUCAGAGAAAAGCAGUCAGAAUUAUUAAGAAAAAUGAACAUUUGAACUGGAAAGAUGAGCCCUUGUUGAAAAAAAGUGUUCAGAGGCAACAAUCUUUAAAAGAUGCAUCUGGUGCGUAUAAAGAGGAUGGAAAUUACAUUAAGAGGCAACGCUUGUUGGUAUCCAGAGAGAAGACAGGAUCUAUAAAUAGACCGCAGUAUAAGAUGAGGGGUACUCAGGACGAUAAUAAAGAGGAUUUAAGUGGAAAAAUAAUCGCAAAACAAGCAGAGUCUAGACACCCAGAGGGAGAACGUGAAACAGAAAAAUCACAUACAAAUACUAUUGAAAAUGGAAACCAGAAAAGAUUAGCAUACAUCUUACAAGCAGACUCUACACAUAAAGCAGAUAAUAAUGAUGUUGAUCACAAGCAAAUGCUUACUGAGGUGGGAGAAGAAGUCUUAAUCAUGGUAUUCCUUCCAGACACGGAGAGAGAGGCACAAACAGAAAGAAAACUUAUUCUGAACACAGAUACUGGCUGGAAAACAGUAAAUAUACCCAUAAAGCAGCUGGAAGACCCCCCACCAAUGACUGAAGUUAUGAAGGAAAACUUUAAUAUUGAAACAGAUAACUCAAAAUGUCAGUGCUUGACAGAAAUCCUCUUUUCAGUAGAAAUACAUGCACUGGAUAGAACAGAGGGAAUAGAUAUAAAACCAGCAGAAAGUGCAGCUAAAGUAACUACAGCAUCUGCAUACACUGAGGAACAGACUGCAGAAAUGAGAGAGAUAAUAGAGCACACAGAGACUAAUGACACACCUCAUGAAAAUAUGAGCAUAAAUAAUACUAAACAAGAGGAAAAUGUUCCAUCAGAAGAAUCCGUCAUACCUUCGCCUCCCUCGCUCAAAAUGAUUAAAACAGAAACUGCAAAAACGGAGCUUAUGGCUGAGACAACUACAGUAAACAUGGAGAUAAAAGACACAACUUUGAGUAGUGAAGUCUUCAAUCAGGACACAACACAGAACGCAGACGGACUGCCAAGAACAGAGGAGACCCCAGUGACCACAAUGAGUCCAGGAUCUGAGACUGAGCCCAGAUUCAUAACAUGGGAAACGAAUAAUAAUGUACAAGCUCCGACUGAAAAGUUAUUCUCGGGCCUCAGGAUGAGAGAAGACGUCCUGGCAGAUAUAACCAAACUGCACAAAGGCGCAGAGGAUGGAGAUAGAGCGGCAACAAACAGGCCAGCAAAUGAAAGACAAGAAGACCAAAAGGAUUCAAAAGUGAACUCAUUUAGAUUUGCAAAACCAUCACAAAUAAUCCACAAACAAGCCACAGACACGCUUCCUAAAACUACAGAUGACAAUAUGCCGCUCUGCAGAGGUUUAAUACAUCGCACUAAAGCUGGUUGGAAACACUGUGUGGAGCGAUUUGCAGGUAUGGGAUCAAAGAUGUUUUCCUCAAUGGAACCAGCGGCUGCAUUUACGGAUACAGAAGAAGAGGAGACCACAUCUAUCAGAGACCACAAAGACAGUCCUCUCAGCGAUGACGAAUAUGAUCAUUUCUAUUAUUUUGAUGGCAUACUGAGAAGAGUUCAAAAUAAUUUUUACCCCGAUUACAAGAGACAAAAACGGCAAAAAAGGAACCACGACAACGCGGAGAACAAUGUUUUCACAAUGAGAAAAAAAGGAGACACUGAAAAUCUCAGUUUUAUCAAACGUCUUACUUUAAGGAAAAAGGCCAGUCACUUAAAAUGGUCAGGCAGGCACCGAGGCACUCACUACUACGGAAAAACUGGACCAAAUACAGUUAAGAACUAACAAUGCUGAUGUGUAUUUUUACCUGCUGGCCUGUAAAUGAAAGGGAAUGUCCUGAUAGAAGAGUUGAGUCUGCCAUGUGACAAUAUAAUCAACUCGACACAUCUCGACAAAUAGAGCAUAAAGAAGGAAAUGCACAGAUUCAAAGUUGUAUGAAUAAGCAGGGAACAUACAAGCAUUUCUUUGUGAUGUUGAUAUGUGUUCAAUAGACAGGACUGAUAAUGACCAUCAAAGUAAUUUGAAGUAACACAACUUCUACCUCUGAAUGUAGUUCAUGAUAGCCUUUAGUAGAUUUGUUUUGUCUACAAUAAACGUAUUAAUCAGCUGUACUGCAAGACAAUUCAAAUGGCUGCAAUAUGUAUGUUUAAAGUGACUACAUACUAGUAAAAACUGAGUUUUGUAGUCGGUUUAGUAAAACAUUUAAUCCAUGGCUUCAUAUGAUUUUAUAAUAUUAAAACUAACAUUUUUUAAA